This is a messenger RNA of Micropterus salmoides (largemouth bass), 6264 nucleotides long. RefSeq names its product tubulin tyrosine ligase-like family, member 5 (gene ttll5). Gene Ontology annotation, cellular component: cilium. The transcript is spliced from 32 exons. Gene Ontology annotation, molecular function: tubulin-glutamic acid ligase activity; tubulin binding. Lineage: Eukaryota; Metazoa; Chordata; Actinopteri; Centrarchiformes; Centrarchidae. The record is from RefSeq and is a predicted model, not a curated record. Gene Ontology annotation, biological process: microtubule cytoskeleton organization; protein polyglutamylation. The coding region runs from base 733 to 4638 and encodes 1301 amino acids.
AGUCACCUGUAGAUGUAGGCUAGGCUGCGUUCACACAAAGAGUAGAUGUAGAGCGAGAGAACACUCUGCGGUGACUUGUGUCUUUGUUUAAUCUGCUGCAGUAGGAGGAGUGGACGCGAAGGAACAUUUUCGGCUAAAAUAUUUUGUCCAAUCCGUACAAUGAGCUCUAAGUUAUUACACGGGUACAAUUCAGGAAGGUUGUCAAUGCAAUUUUAUUUUAGCAACAUUUCUAUGUCUCAUACGUUGUCGUAUAAACACCCUAUGCAGUCGAAAAACACACACAUGCAGUUAUGUUUUGUGAGCUAUGCAUUAACGUUAGACUGCUCCGUUACUUUUAGCCCUAAUUGAAUGGAUUGCAUAUCUUCAUUAUUCUACGACUGCAGUGCUAUUUGGGAACAACUGCCAUUUUAGACUGAGAACUCGUUUGACUGUAACACCCGCCGCUCGUCUCGCCGCCACCGUCGUCUAGACUGUAUAAAAACCCACCAGUGGAUGCAGGCGAAAAAAUAUGGUCACGGGAACAAAUAACUAUUGUCCGCGAUUGCGCAUGCUCUUUAAUCUGUUGCUACUCAGUUGUUGUAGUUACCAGGAAGAUUAACCGCGAUGAUCAACUGGCCCUGGUGAUACCAGCUAGCCGUUAGCAGGCUCUCAGAAAUAAAGGUGCCAUGGUAAAACCUAGACACCUGAUCCCAGGAAGAUUUCGCCGGGCAGCUCGUCCCCUUUUACUGUAAGAUGCCAGCUGUCAUCCGGGAUAAGGAGGACUCUGAAUCCUCCUCAGAUGACGAGCAAGAAGACCAUCCCUGCAUUGCCUGGAGCGGCCUUAGCAAGACCAUCCCAGUUCUCUUGUUUUUCCCCGAAGCUGCUGUUUCAAAAGAUGGGAAUAUCUGCUGUAUUGGAGAACGAUAUAAAUUGGCCUUCAAGAUUGUGCGCACAGAGAGCCGCCUGGUACGAGGAAUACUCACCAAUCACGGAUUCCAUGAGGUUCACCCAAAUAGUGUUGACUUUAACCUCAUGUGGACAGGAUCUCACCUCAAGCCUUACGUACUGCGGAGUCUUCAAGACUUCCAGAAGGUCAACCACUUUCCCAGGUCAUAUGAAUUGACGCGCAAAGACCGCCUGUAUAAAAACAUCCAGCGAAUGCAGCAGACUCAUGGCUUCAAAAACUUCCAUAUCGUUCCUCAGACCUUUGUGCUUCCGUCUGAGUUCCAGGAAUUCUGCAAUUGUUUUGCCAAGGACAAGGGCCCAUGGAUUAUUAAACCAGUAGCGUCUUCAAGAGGCCGAGGCAUCUACUUGGUCAGCAAUCCAAAUCAGAUUUCAAUGGAUGAAAACAUCUUGGUGUCACGUUAUAUUAAUAACCCACUACUGAUUGAUGAGUUCAAGUUUGAUGUGCGGCUGUACGUGUUGGUCACUUCAUACGAUCCACUCCUCAUCUAUGUGUAUGAGGAGGGCCUGGCCAGAUUUGCCACAGUCAAGUACGACCUGACUUCAAAGAACAUAAAGAACACGUUCAUGCAUCUCACUAACUACAGCGUGAACAAAAAGAGCAGCGAUUAUGUCAGUUGCGAUGACCCUGAAGUUGAGGAUUAUGGGAACAAGUGGAGUAUGAGCGCAGUGUUGAGGUAUUUGAAGCAGGAGGGGAAGGACACCACAUUGCUGAUGAGACAGGUGGAGGACCUCAUCAUCAAAGCUGUACUGAGUGCUGAACUACAGAUAGCCACCGCCUGCAAGAUGUUUGUUCCGCACAAGACAAAUUGCUUUGAACUGUAUGGUUUUGAUGUGCUCAUUGACUCCAACCUCAAACCCUGGUUGUUAGAGGUGAACCUUUCUCCCUCCCUGGCCUGUGAUGCGCCCUUGGAUCUGAAGAUAAAGGCCAGCAUGAUUGCGGACAUGUUUUCACUUGUGGGCUUUGUAUGUCAGGACCCCCUAGCGAGACAGGCCCGCUCUGACCGAGUCACCCUGGACCCCAGCCUCAAGCCCCCAGCAGCCCAAAGAACACAGAAACCUCUUUCUGUACCGACAGCCCCAGCACACAGCAGAGUGCGCCAGAGACCCGCAUCAGCCAGUAACUCAGAAACAGAGGCGUCGAAAGACAAGCUAGGAUCUAAACAAGCUCAAGGAGACAGCACCCUGAGCUUGACUGCUGAGGAGAUCAAAGUGCUGAGGAGGAUAAAGGAGGAGCAUGACAGACGAGGAGGCUUCAUUAGGAUCUUCCCAACCGCAGAAACAUGGGAGCUCUAUGGUGGAUAUCUGGAGUCCAAGACAUCAAUGAACUAUAUGCUGGCAAGCAGACUUUUCCAUGGAAGGAAUGCGAACGGGAAUGUGCAGCUGCAGGUGGACGCCGUCCACAGCUGUCACAUUGUCCAGUAUGAGAGGAAGCUGCUGUCUCUGGAGGCACGUAAGCGGAGACAGCGCCACCUGACUCAUCGCUCUGCUGCAGGGAAGAAGAAGCUGGGGAAGGAAUCCAAGUCCUCCUUGACUGCAAACAGCCAUCAGGAGGGAGAGGAGUGCGCUCAGGAGGAAAGCAAGGAGGCGAAACAAGUUCUUGAGCCAGUCUCACACAAGGCUUUGGUAGUAGAGCAAAGAAAACAAGUGGCCACACCAUUGGAGCGCUGCCACAGUGAGGCUCUGUCCAGUUCAGAGGCGGCCAUGCAGGAUGCCAGGCCCGGAGUCAACCUGCUCAUGAACAUCCUUCAGCAGGGGUGGGACCUCAGUAAAGUGCAGGCCAGGAUGGCCUUUUCCUCAUACUUGCAGCGAGUCCAGCAAAGACUGGUGGCAGAGAGCAGGACUAACACCAUCCCAGCUUGGCCAGACAAGGACGACGACCAAAUGGAGCUGGUGAUUCGCUUCCUGAGAAGAGCAGCCAGUAACCUUCAGCAAGACAUAAAGGUGGUCUUGCCCAGUCGCCAGCUACCACUCCAAGACCGCAGGCGCAUCCUGUCCCAGCAGCUAGGGGAGUUUAUCCGCUGUUACAACAAGGAAACCGAACAUAUGGUGAAAAAACAGGAGAAUAGCAAAGACGAGCAUUGUGUUAACCCCAGUGUGUUUCAGGAGUACAUCACUGCGGCGAGUGAAAACGAUCUGGAAGAAGUACUGACGUUCUACACACAGAAAAAUAAAUCAGCCACCGUCUUCCUGGGAACAAAAGUCAGGAGUGUUAAGAAAGACGUCCAUGAAGUAAAUGCCUCAGGAGAUUCAGGCAACUGUGAUAAUUCCAAAACUCUGCCUGUGGCCAAAAACGAUUCCAGCGCUUCAGAGUCUUCACUCUCCACAGGGAAAGUCAGCAGUGACCCAGACAUUGAGGCCACUGAGAGUCAGCCUUCUGUCCGUGCUUUGCCUGAAGACCAACAGGCAGCAGUUAGAACUGGUAAAACCCAGCCGGAGGUCCAGGCCUCCCAGCACUGCUCCAGCUUUCCUGUAACUUUAGACUGCACACACAUUCAUCUGCAGCACUGCUCUACCGGACCGACGUCCCUGCCUCUCCAUUGUCCGCCACCGCCGCCACCUCCUCAGCCACCGUCCUACGCACAGUCCCUGGCAAAGUCUCAGUUCGGCCAUUCUGAGACUCAUUCUGACCCUCCUGCAUACACCUCUGCCGUCGUGGUCACACAGCCCCUGAGAGCAACGUGGACAGCUGUGUCCACCGGCUCUAACACAGUCUGUACUGGACAACCAUCCCAGGUGCUCAGGAGGAUUCAGUCCUUUACCUUGUCGACGCCCAGCUCUGGAGCACCCUCUUCCAUCCCGAGUGCCACGCACAUCUACAGCCAGAAGCUCUCUAGACCCACCUCUGCAGGCCAAGUGACCAGGAGGAGCAGCUCCAGUAAGCUGAAGUCAAACUCAGUGGAGACAUUCAAGGAGUUAAACUCCCUGUCUGCGCAAGCCCAGUCUAACCAGCAGGCCUUCAUCUCAGCCCUGCAAAAGCUGGCUGACAAGCAGGUUGCUUGCCACUAUGCCAGUUCCAGUCACAUCAACCUGCUGACACAACACUUGACCAACCUGAACCUGGCGAACAGGAUGCUGAGCAGAGAAAGCUUCACACUGAACCCUAAAGUGCGGCAUACUGCUGCUACAACCCAAGGGCCAGUGAAAGCUGUUCACUCUGGAACAGAUCUAUGUAGCAGCACUGGCCACAGGACGCUGAAGGACGAGGAGGGUCUUUGGAAUGGGCAGAUGCAGAGUGCCUAUAGCUUGGUAACAGGGGUGAACCCCCAGCAGUGCUACCAGCCCACCCAAGGAAGCUACCAACUUCAGUUUGCUAUCCAGAAGCUGCAACAGCAAAGACUUCAGUCUCGACAAUUUCUGGACCAGAGCCAUUGCCGACACCAGGCUCAAUUUCCUGAUCCCACAAACUCAUCCAGCUGCCCACUGCCCUUUCAUGUUCGGCCUAACCACAGUCAUGGCCACAGCCACAUCCAAACCUGUGUUAGUCCUGUUCUCGCCCCAAAGCCGCCCAGCAAUGCCAGAGAAGGACAGAUCAGAAAAACGGCAACAAAGCGCUUCAUCAAGCAGGCGUCCACAGAGAGUUCAGCCAGUGGGAGUGUAUCCAGCGGCCAGCAUACGGUCCAUGAAGCCAUCCGGCCAACAGGUCUUUCUGUAUACCACAAGCUGUUCCAGGGUCAGGAGCCCGGUCACAGAUGACAUGAAGGCACCCAGAGGCACAUCCUGCCCCUCUGUCAGCCUGACAGGUGUCUCUGCAUGUAACUACAUCCUCACAGAGGUGUAUUCUGGGAAGGGACAACGGCAACAGAUGAAAGCAUGCCAGACAUCGAACAGGGCCCUAUUAACUUCUCUGUGAUACAGCCACAGACAUGCAAGAGGAUAGUCUGUGAGUCCAGGAAUGCCCAGCUUUGACGCAGGUUGGGAUUUUGUUGCGCAGCUCAACAUCAGUUGGCCUUUUCAGCUCCCCCCACCUCCCCUUUAUCCCCCUUGGCUACAUUCAGUCUAUAUCCCAACAGUUGUCCGCCCUCAUUCUUGCCAUGGUACUGAUGCCACAGAAAGAUUUCACUGACAGAUAGCUUUCAGCAGAUGGUUCUUCAAGCCCCAGUGGCAUUUUAACUACAGGAUUCAACGUUUUGUUCAUGCAGUGGCAUGUGCACUGCUAACCAUUCAUGUACAUUUUUUCUUCCUAAAAAGUUAUACAAACAGGCGAGGUGAGGUGAGGUGAUGGGACUUUAGAAAAAAAAUUUGUUUGAUUUAAUUUGAUUGUUUGAACAGUAUUGUAUAGGUUGUAUGAGCAGCUUCAUAUCUUGCUGCAAUGAAUGGUGAGCAUGCAGAGACGUUCCUUUCAUGUGUAGCUUCGAGCAUUAAGACAGUCCAACCCCCGGCCCUUAUGGCAAGACAACUUGCUGCCAAAACAGACUCUAUGGUCAUCGCCUAAGGAUGUGUUAAAGUAUAGAAUUCUUUGCUUGUAGGUGUGAGCUUAAAUAUGAUUGGUUGCUGCCUUGUUCCCUGUUUACAAGGACAAUGUAACACUGUUGCCGGGUUUUAUAUCAAGAAUUUAGUAAGCUUCUGAUUAUUCCUAUAAACUGUUGACUUGUUGAUGUUGAGUUUCUUGGAUGGACCAAAUUUAAUAUUAUUAUGAAGUAAAUUAUUGUUAUUGCAUCAGUAGUUUUUAUUUACUGUACAUUGUCCACUAUUGGCCUUUUUGGCCAUUUAUGUAGCUCAAAGCAUAACAUAAAGAGGAAUAAUGGUUAUGCAUGAACAUUCCUACAAUGAAGGUUAAUGCUGCACCAGCAGACCAAUAUCCUUAGGGAUAUUCUGUUGCUUGGGACCAUUUAGUGAGUUCUCUCAGGGCGUGUUCAUACAAUAAAGCAUCUCUGUUAUAUAUCAAUAGAUUGAGCCUAUGUUUAUGAUGACUUUGUCAGAAAUACUUGAAUUUCAUGCAUGUCUUUGUCACGUCAACUGAUUAUCAUCAGAGUGAUUUUGCACAGAUCAUAGUUUUUGAUGCAGUACAACAGAAAUGAUUUUAAUACACUUGAUUGUGUUUUUGUGUAGUAAUCGAUGUUAAACUUCAUGUUGUGGAUUUACUGCUGUUAAACAAGCACAUGCUAUAUUACAAGAAUCCAACUGUAGGCUCCAAUUCAAUGUGUAUAUUCUCCUGUGGUGAUACAAAGUUGUUUACAGUCUUAUCAUUUAAUCUGUUUUGCUGUUUGUUUACAACACACAUGCAUGGAAAUGUAAUGUUUUUAGAAUCAUCCAGGCAGUCUGUGUCAAACAACAUUGAAAUGAAUACCUAGAAAACAUUAAAACAUGCUGCUUAUGUCA